This is a messenger RNA of Trichobilharzia szidati, 2568 nucleotides long. The record is from the annotation of a GenBank genome assembly. NCBI's taxonomy places the organism in Eukaryota, Metazoa, Platyhelminthes, Trematoda, Strigeidida, Schistosomatidae.
AUGAGUCAGGCAGAAUGGUUGGAGUUGGAAAGCGAUCCUGGAUUGUUUACUUUACUUUUAGAAGAUUUUGGAGUUCAAGGUGUUCAGGUUGAAGAGAUUUAUGAUUUAUCAAAACCAAUCACUGAAAUUGUUUAUGGUUUCAUAUUUUUAUUUCAUUGGAAUAAAGCUAAGAAAAAGCCUUGUCGGCGUUCUGGUCGAGGUUCAACUGGAUCCGUAACGAAUACAGUCUCCCCAAAUUCUCAUACAUCUGUUCCUGCUUGUGAUAAUGCUCGAUCGAAUUCAGUUACUCCAAAAAAUGGAAAUAAUAAUAAUAGUAAUAGUAGUAGUAAUAAUUCUCGUCAUCGAUCAGCAUCUGGAUCAGGUCAAGAAAUCCAUAGUACGCCUGAAGCUGCUAAAUUUAUUGAUGGAAUAUCAGAAUGCAAGUCAACUGUAUCUCAAGCUCCAGACAAAACAGAAAUCUUUUUCGCCCAUCAAGUUGUACAAAAUUCUUGUGCUACACAUGCUUUAUUAAGUAUCCUGUUAAACAGACCUGAGAUAAAUAUAGGACAUAUGUUGGCAGAAUUUCAUAAAGCUACGCGUCAUCUAUCACCAGAAGCUAAAGGUCUAGCUAUUGGCAGUAUGCCACAACUUGCUCAAGCACACAAUCGACAUGCUGCAAAACCUCCAACAGUUUAUAAAGAUGAAGUUUCAUCAUCAUGUGAAAUAACACUGCCUGAGCCAAGUGAAGCUGCAGCAACAGCCGCAGCAAUUGCUAAGGCUAGUGUAGGAACAUUUAACUGCUGCUACUACUCUACUACUACUACUACAACUUCUAACAUGACGGUGCCGGAUACAUUUCAUUUUGUGUGUUACAUUCCUAUCGGUGGAUUUUUAUAUGAAUUAGAUGGUCUCACUUCUGAACCAAUUAAUCAUGGUCCAUUAAAAAAUCCCAAUGAUCAGUAUGCUUGGACUGAACAGUGUGCUGAAGUUUUAAAGGAGCGUAUGCAAGAACAAGAUGUUCGGUAUAAUUUACUAGCUGUUGUACCGGAUCGUCGUGUAGCGCUUACAAAACGUAUGCAAAUGUUGAAACGCAAUCGUCAACUUAUUCAAGAUAUCCUAAUUCGUAUGUGUCAAUACGAUCAUACAUCUAAAUCUUCUUCACAUUGUUCCAACAACAACAACAUCACUUCCUCCACUGUUACUGCUAACACUACGGCGACGACGACUUCAGUUGCUGAUCAUAAUCAUUUACAUCAUAAAUUCAAUGGUCAUCAUCAUAUUGAAGAGGAGUACAAUUCAAAUCAUUCACAACAUUGUAUGAAACAUGACUGUGUUGUUGCGACUAGUUCCUCAUCAUCCUCAUCGUCAUCAUCAUCAUCAUCAUCAUCAUUGUCCGCGUCUGUAGAACUACGUGAUUCUCCACAUCAAGAAAAAUCUUCUCUUACAUGUAUACAUGAUCACAAUUGUAAUAACAUUAGUCGUAGUAGUAGUAACAUUAUAAAUAAUACUGAUAAAAGCAAAUAUGAAUCACCUGAUGAUUUGGAGAAUUCACAUUCCAUAAAAACUCGUUCAGUUACACGUGCUGCAAAACAAAUAAAUCAUGAUGAGUCAGAAUUAAUUAAUAAUAAUAAUAAUAGAUCAAAUAAUCAGAAACGAAAUAAUCUUUCUUCUUCGUCUUUAUCAUCAUCAUCCUCAUCGUCUUCGUCUUCGUCUUCCUCCUCUUCGUCGACUUCUUCUAUUACUCCUAAUGAUUAUAACAAUUGUUGUCGAUUAAAUCGUAAACGUCCAUCUUUUACACUAAAUGAACAUGAAGAUGAUAAUGAUUCAGACUAUUGGAAUUAUGAACAUAAAAAGCCUCAUCUAUUAAUCUCAUCAUCUUUAUCACACAAUAAUCAUAUCACCAAUAAUGAUAACAAUAACAAUAAUAAUAAUAAUAGUAAUAAUAAUAAUAACAAUCAAAAUGGAUAUAAAUCACAUUCUGAAGCACAAUAUCCAUCGGAUACAAAUAAAAUGAAUAGACUGUUUGCUUCAUUUAUUUCAGAUAAUUCAUCCGCCUUACCAUUAACUACAUUCACUACCACCCAGACAGCAUCUAAUAAUAAUAAUAAUACAAUGAAUAAACUAUCUCAUCAUUCAUCAUUCACAGAAGAUUGUAAAGAUUCUAAAGAAGAAUGCUUACAAGAUAUUUGUAAUAGUACAACAAAUGGUGGAUUUGCUAUUAAGACAGAAGAAGAAAAUUGUACAGGUGAUAGAAAGGAUUCUAGUUCAUAUGGUAGUCAGAUUACUGAUGGAAUAACAAAAGUAUCAUCACCAUCAUCAUCCGCCUGUUGGACAGCAGAUGUAAAAUCUUCAAGGGUAUUGAUAAAUGAAUCCACGUUCAACAACCGGUCAGAAACAUUUUCGCAUAGACAAGGUACUCCACCGAAAGAACUUACAAAACCUUUGACUAUUGAAACAAAGUUAUGGUGUGAUUCUGUCGAGCAGUUUAAUGCAGAAGGCUCAGCAAUUCGUACAAAUGAAAUGUAUCCUACCGGUUCAUCAGUUAACUCAUCUGGUGAACUGCGGCGGCGGUGGUGGUGGUGGUUCUAG